AUGUCUACACAAUUUGAAAGGGAAAACACCUCAAACAGUCAAGUGUUUGACGACAAGACACUAGCAGCUACAGCAGAAGCCACGACAGCAUCGGCAGCAAGAGACCGUAAUUAUUUCAAUAGUUCUGAUGAUGAGAAUAUAGACAGGUUCGAUGAUGAUGGACCCAUAUGGUUUGGUAGGAACCUGAACUCACAAAGAGGUGGCGCCUCAACUACUGCGCCCUUGCCAUCCUCAUCCUCAUCCUCAUCCUCAUCCUUUUCUUCAUCGAGGUCAAGAUCAGCGAAUAAUCGAGUUGUGGGGAUAUAUCUGCAUACAGCCCUUCCCUUACCACUGCCGCUGUUAAUAGAUCCUAAAUCUCAGGAUCUCCAACAUCCAGAUUCAUCCGAUACUACGUCAUCAAUCACACCAUCUUUGCGUUUCUCAAGGCCAGAUGUAAAUUUAAAGCAACCAUCGUCGGAACAGUUUGCUCCUGCUCAUUUACCAACGCCAAGCAAUAGCCUAAACUCUCACUCAAACUUGGAGCCAAACCUGAAUCCACUUCUGAACCCAGGUGCAAUCACAAAUUCAACUGCAAACACAAAUUCAACACCAAGCACCAAUGCAGAUAAUCAGCAGGACAGAUCCAACUAUGAAAGUAUUCUCAAAUUUCCCAUAGAGUCUUCGCACUCGUACUCAUAUGCACAUUUGUCACCCAAUUCACUUGCACUAAGGUUGAAUGUUUUAAGGAGAUGUUUAGAGAUUCUCAAAGACAGGCCUGAUUUGUUUAGAUCUAUAGCUGGAGGGAGUAGCAAUGAUGCGAAUGAAGAAGAGAUAGAUAAUGACAAUACCAACAACUACUACGACCAUGCCCAAGACGACCAUGUCCACGGCGAUGCAAAUAAUGACAACACCUCCUACCAGCGUUUCAAAUUUGAAGCACAGACGCCGCAUUCAACUACUUUAGGUAUCAAACCAAAGAAUAAAGUAUUUACACAACUCCAGAAUCUUAGUACAGAUUCUAUUUUGGACACAUCAUCAUCAUCAUUAUCGCCAACAACAUCAGCAUCUUUAACAGAAAAAACAAGCAAAAAGUAUAGAUUGCAAAACAAUGCAUCAUCUGCAGCCUUGGCUGCAUUAUUUAGACCUCCCUUGCCAAGGUCUGACUCUUUACCUAUUGAUACAACUCGAAGUGGGCUUCGAAAAGUGAGUGCUCCUUCAAAUUUGGAACAGAGUUCCACUGCCACCACUAAUAUCAGCACAGUCACCAACCAAAAGUACGAUGAAGACAAUUUAUCAACCAACGAUGGGUUUAAAGAUGUGUUGAAUCUUUUGGAAAAAGAUAUGGACUCUGUGAUGAAUAAUUAUGAGAUUGCAUCUACAUUACAUGAUCUUUCGCUAUCUUCGCAAGAAGAGCAGCACAAGAUCAAACAUGACAUGGUUAAAAAGAAACUUAUUUACGCAUUGGCAAUGCCAUUUCUUGAAACUUCAGUACAAACAUCAUCGCUAUUGGAGAGUGAAGAUGGUUCUGCAUUGAAACGCGCUGCAAUUAGACCCUCAACCACUGCAUUGAACUUGCUCAAUAAUAACUUACAUUCCAAAGCACUACCGCUGGGUGUACUGGCUGCACUGGCUGCACUGGCUGCACUGGCGCCAAUGACACCAUUGACACCACUGGCACCACUGACAGCUGCUGGACCACUAACGCCCGUAACACCAACGCUGGCAUUGCACGCGAUGCACCCGCUUAGCACCGAACAAUCAAAUGAACAUCCAGGGCGAACGUCACACAAUGGAGGAAAUACCAAGAAACGGCCUUUCCAAUCUAUGCUCACUAGCAAGUACUCAGCACCACAAUCCGUGUUCACGAUCGAGGCAGAUCUUCCAUGGUCCGUCAAGGCGGCAAAUGACUUGGCAUGCCUCAUGUUUGGAAUUUCAAAAACUACUAUAAAGGCAUUAACACUUAUGGACUUGAUUGCACCACAAUUUCGUGAUUUUGUUAUGUCACGGUUAACGAAAACGGCAUUUGAGAAUAGACGAGGCGAUCAUAACCUUUUUGCAGGAGAAAUAGUUGCCAUUAUCCGACCUGGGGACCAAAAUUUUUCGUACACUUCUCUUUGGGCGAAGAAAAAGGGGAAUUUGAUAAUCUUUAUGUUUGAUCAAGUGCCCUGCGAUGCUUUUGAUGCAGUCAUACUGCGACAAGAUGACGAUGAAAACAAUAACAACAACAACAAGAGGGAACAUAUUUAUGAGGAUAUAUUUACCAUACAGUCCGUCCACGAAGUUGCUGGAAACCUUGUACGUGAUCAUGAUUUGACUACAAACUUGAAAACACUAAGAGAGUUGAGUGAGUCCUUGGACUCAGAAUUGACUGAAUAUAGUAAAACUUUACCGAAAGACGAAGAUAAGAGUCGAGCACAAAGUCACUUUAUCAACCGUACGAGGUAUUUCACUCUUCAACUUGAAGAAGGCAACCAGAGUAUUCCCUGUGCCAUAACAUCUAGCUCAAUUCCUUUGAAUGAUAACAAGUCUGCCAUUAAACUCAAAAUUCACACAAUGCCUUAUGUUGCAGGUAUAUUUGUGCUUAAUGCGAGGACUUUUCAAAUAUUAUCCUGUAACAAUGCAAUUGCAAGGAAUUUAUUUGGAAGGUCAUCGGAAGAGUUGCAGGAUCAAUGCAUCAACGAAAUUAUUCCAAAUUUUAUCGAUAUUCUACAUGUCGGUCUUGAAACCAAUACUGAGACAUUCCAACUCACCACGGGGUUGGUAUUGCCUGAGCAUUUUUUCAGAAAAUACGAUGCGCUCAUCAAGUACCAGCAACUGUCUGACCUGACUGAAACUGAAGAAGACAUUUUCUUCAAGUCACAUGGUGUUGAAGGUAAGCAUCGUGACGGGAAGACCAUAUUUGUUGAUGUUCAAGCUCGAACUUCAGAUGAAGAUGCAUUGAUUUUGUGGGUGACUUACUCCAGAACUGGGCGAGCACGCAGUAUGAGCAAAGAGCUAGAUAAGCUAAGCUCAUCGACUUCGUCUAUUUCUUUAGCAUCGAGCGAUAAAUCUGCCGGGGCUACAACCAGCUCAACACGCACUAAAUCUCAUUCAAGUCAUGCGAGAUUGUCAGAUUUGGUUCUUACCCCAAAUCAGGCGCAGACUCAAACUCCCAAACAUGAAAAGACAGGAACAAACGAUUCAUUAUCGUCUAUCGGUGGACCUCUUCCUUCGCAGUUGAAGUUGUUUGACAAUGAAAAGGAAAAAGAGCUAUUGGAGUUUUCACCGCGAGAAGUAACGAGAGCGCUGAGUACUCGAAGGGUUGAUACAGUGAAUAUAUUGCCAAGAGCCAGUUUAGAUAGCUUUAUGUUUCAUGACCAAAUCGAAGAUCAGAAGAAAAAACAACAACAGCAGCAACAGCAGCAGAAAAAAAAGAAGAAGGCUUUGUUUGAAGGAGAGAAGAACCCAAACAAAAUAGAGGAAGGGGUGGAACUGAACAGGUGGAAUGACGUUAAUGAGCAAGAAAAUGAUGGAAACAUAAAGGAACGAAAGCAAAUAGAAGAAGAUGAGAACGAAGUAGGCGGACAAGCGGGAGAAGAAGAAGAAGAAGAAGAAGAAGACGAGGGAAUGGUGCAAGAAUUGACACCUCAUGAGGUAAUGGUUCAUCAAAACUCCUUCAAGGCCACGUAUUCCGAAGAAGAAAUAUUGCAAAUGGAAAAUGAGUUUCUAGCUGGUAUUCGCAGCAAAUCAUCACAAUGGCCUCAAGAUGUUGGGUUGGCUAGGCGGACGAAAAAAUUUUCUGAGUUUAAAGUGGUGAAGGAGAUGGGUGAAGGAGCCUAUGGUAAAGUUGUUCUUGCUCAACAUAAAGAAGAUCCAGUCUACAAGAUCAUUAUAAAGUGUAUUGAUAAGGAAAGAAUUCUUGUUGAUACAUGGGUAAGAGAUCGUAAGUUGGGUACAAUCCCCAGUGAAAUCCAGAUUAUGGCAUUCCUCAACUCCGAGCCACACCCAAACAUCAUGAGGAUUGUUGAUUUUUUUGAGGAUCUGAAAUAUUACUAUCUUGAAACCCCCAUUUUUGGAGACCCACCUGCGAUCGAUUUGUUUGACUAUAUAGAGGUCAAAAAGGAUUUGACCGAAACAGAUUGCAAAUUUAUCUUCAAACAAGUUGUGUCAUCAAUAUACCAUUUGCACAAGCAAGGAAUAGUCCAUAGAGAUAUCAAGGAUGAGAAUGUCAUUGUUGAUGAAAAGGGACUCAUCAAGCUCAUUGACUUUGGGUCAGCUGGGUAUGUCAAGCAAGGACCAUUUGAUGUGUUUGUUGGAACUAUAGAUUACGCAUCACCAGAAGUUUUGCGCGGAGAGAAGUAUGAAGGGAAACCGCAGGAUAUAUGGGCUUUGGGAAUUUUGCUUUAUACAAUGUUGUACAAAGAGAAUCCAUUUUACAAUGUUGAUGAAAUCAUGGAGGGUGAUUUGAGGAUCCCAUACGUUGUGAGCGAAACAAGUUUAGCUUUGAUCAAGAAAAUUUUGGUUAGAGAUGUGGCAAAAAGACCAACAAUUACAGAUAUAGUAGAGUCAGAUUGGUUGCAAUCUGAAUAA
Lodderomyces elongisporus is the source of this 4548-nucleotide messenger RNA. RefSeq names its product serine/threonine protein kinase (gene FUN31). The coding region runs from base 1 to 4548 and encodes 1515 amino acids. Gene Ontology annotation, molecular function: protein serine/threonine kinase activity; ATP binding. Gene Ontology annotation, biological process: protein phosphorylation; intracellular signal transduction; negative regulation of glycogen biosynthetic process. The record is from RefSeq and is a predicted model, not a curated record. Gene Ontology annotation, cellular component: nucleus; cytoplasm; cytosol. The transcript has a single exon. NCBI's taxonomy places the organism in Eukaryota, Fungi, Ascomycota, Pichiomycetes, Serinales, Debaryomycetaceae.